This is a messenger RNA of Triplophysa rosa, 5245 nucleotides long. RefSeq names its product SPRY domain containing 7a (gene spryd7a). The record is from RefSeq and is a predicted model, not a curated record. Gene Ontology annotation, molecular function: protein binding. Lineage: Eukaryota; Metazoa; Chordata; Actinopteri; Cypriniformes; Nemacheilidae. The transcript has 5 exons. The coding region runs from base 3716 to 4306 and encodes 196 amino acids.
AGUUAGGCGGGCCGUUUACCGUCCACAGGGGUCCCUUAUCUCUCCACGAAAGCGCAAGACUAACGAAUAUGUGUGUGUGUUUUGUUCAUGCUUUGUUAAAACCGAUUAUAAAUCAUUUGAUACAAAACAAUCAAAUGAGCUUUACAAUUCUAAUCUGCUUUAAUCCUGGUCCCUCUGUAAAAUAUGUUAGUAGUACUUGUGAAAUUGUUGAUCAUUUAAUGUGCAUGAAAUUUGUUAUAAGAAAACAUAAAUAAAAACAUUACAAUCUGAGAAAUUUUAUCGAGCGUGAUUCAUUGUACAGAGGCGCGUUACGCGCGCAUUCUGUAAUUCAUGUUAAAUACAGUUUGUAUCCUACGUUUAUCAAGAAAUACAAAAAUAGACAAUCUGUAGCAAAUUAAUGAUAUUUUAUAAACAGCCGUUAACACCAACUGCCCUUCAUGAAGAAUAUUUUACUUUCCAAUGUUGGGUAUCAUUAUUUUGACACCAAUGACAUGACAAUAAUAACUUCGUUCAUACGUUGCAUGUUGAAUAACGCAGCAUCGCCAUCUUCUGGGAAAGCUUACAUGGUUCGAGGUUUUCACUUCUCCCCUUCCUCUGCUUUUCAAGUUCACAUGUAGGCGAAGGUUCUGCUGACAGAAGCACUUCGAAAAGUAUCAAGUUAUAAAGGGUUGUUUUAAUUUUGUCUUUCUACUCCUCGGUAAGGGUCGUUAACAUUAAGUAGUGUAUAUUUACACGCCGUUUUCGUUAAAACAGCCACACUUCAUUUUCUCCCCAGGCUGAACUACGCAAAGCAUCCUUAAAAAUCGUGCUCACCAUCAGGCCAAUAACAUUUUCAGACGUUUUUCGUUCAUCUGACGAUUGUACAAAUAUCUGUAGAUGGACAGAAAAAAUGUGUUGAGUUUUUGAUGGCACAGCACUUCAAUUUGUGACACGAAACUGACCUUUUUGCCUCGCUGCACGUGCAUAGCAUAAAAUUGCAAAAAAUAAAUCUUUGGUCCAAAAUAAGAACUUUUCUGGUUUGGACCCUGGACUUUGAAUGCACCUGAAAAACGUCCUGGCAAUUAAAGCUCUCAUAUGGCGAGUGUCGCCACACUUGGUGGUAUUUAUUAUUUUGUGUCGUUCAGAUGAAAAAACAUUCGUGUCCCCAAUUCUCCUUUAGUUGACAAGGUGUAUGAUAAUAUAAUAAAGAAAUCCUGAUUAUCUUGGAAGAAGAAGCGCAAUUCCGGGACCUCAGACUGCUGAUUGUUGUCGUUCCUGCUUCAAAAUGAACAUGGCCGUGGCUGAAAUCCGCCUUACGCAAAGUCUCUGCAACAGUAACAAUAUAAUUUGUCUCUUUAUCAGGUACCCAACAAUUAAAAAACGUCACUGUCAAUGAGUUGCUGCGCGUGAACCUUCCAAAAGUCAUGGCACCGUUGAUUUGUUUAUCUUUAUUUUGACAAAUUGGUUGUAAAUGUUACCCUCCAACAUAGUUUAAAUAUAGACCAAAUGUUAUCAUUAUAUUUGUUCUUACUGUAAACAUCAGUUGAUACGCAGAUAUAUGUUUAUGUUAAUAUUAAUUGCACAUAAAAACGGCUUUACAACAAUUGCACAUUUUUUGUUGUUGUUAGAUGGGCGGGCACGAACGUUAUUUUAAGUGUUCCUCAACGGCAGGAACCAAACAGCUCAUUUUGUUUGUAAAAGUAAACAGGUGCAAUUUGAAUUGAUUCAACGAAAAUCUGUACAAGGUGGUAAAACAGUUAUUGGGGUGGAGCUGUGCACGGAUGAACUAAAGUGUAGCUCAAAUAUCGUAGUUACCACUUACAUUAUAACUUAUCUUCCUUAUAACUUACUUAAAUAUCUUUAGCAUCCUUUUAUUUCGUGUCAUUUGGUUCUGUUUAUGUACGCGGUUUAUUUUUUGUAACGGCGAAAAAAAGUCUUCAAAAAAGUUUGGGAUUAUUGAAUAUGUUUUUUUAACAUCUGCUUGAUUAAAUGUAUUAAUUAAAGCUGAAAACUAGAUACACUGUUUUAACAGAUAAGUCCGUUGACAUCACCUUCACAUCUAUAGUAGUUUAUUUUUAAAGCAGGUGAAAUCAUGGAACUGUCGAAAACGAUACAUAGCAGACACAUUAUAUCUGUUGUCCAAACUACGACGCAAUCAAAAUGAGAGAAAAUAUGGCAGAAUCUACGUCACUUUCAUAUGCUCCUACGUCACUACCCUCCUCUCGUGUCACUGUUUCUCAGCAGCAGGCUACUUUUUCCUGUAGCUGAACAGUACUGUACAGCGGGGUACGCCGUGGGCUUCCUAGAGCGAAAAUUCAUAGUGCACACUGUGAAUAACGGCUGAAUAACUUUUUUCCUUGUGAAUGAGCUAUUCUUGGCAGGUAAAGCGAGAUCCUUCCCUGAGUGGAGUGGAGUGUGACAGCUGAGCCACGCGCAGGUUUAUAGAGACAUGUGAUUGGACAGUUCUGAAAAUAACGGUUUUGUUAUCUUUCAAAACAUUAAACGCACGCACUGCAGCGUGCCAACGUUCAGAGCUCAUAAAUUUGUCAAACGUCCUUUGAACAGACAUAACACGACCACCUUAUCUAUGCCAUCCCCUGCACCUUAAAAUUACUUUGUGGGAAAUCCGUUAUUCGAAAUUAUUUGACAGUCAACUCCCGCUACUACUGCAUUUCAACGUUUCUGAUUAUUACAAGUUUUCAAACUAGUGUAAAUCUAAAGCAGAAAAGGAUGAUCAUGAUGAAACAGUCCGCCCACUUUACCUUCUUUUGCUCCCUUUAGCUUGACAUCGGCUUACUAGUCAUCCCAAUGGACACAGACGUGAUGCUAGUCAAAAUAAAUAUUUUCAGCAAUAAUCCCAUAAAAGUAGGGAUGUUUGGUGAAGCAGUUCCACCGCAUAACCGCGAACGCAUCACGCGCUCUUUUAUUGGACAGAAACCGCGCGCGCCAGUUACUAGGGCGCUCCGCAAAGGCAAUCAUGGCGCUUGUUGCUGUGCAGAUUUCAUCACCGUCGAACUUCAGAAAAACAACAAGCAGAAGUUAAUAAAGACGUCAAGUAUUACUGAGAGUGACACACACGAACUGUUCAAAUGUUUACAUUAUUCUGGUGUUACUGCGAAGGCAUUGAAAACAUGAUAAUACAAGUGGCGUUAUAUUUUCGUUUUUGUAAGCAGAUCGUCCUUUGCAGAGGCUCCCUUACUUUCUAGCGCUGAGGUUGUUGCUAUGCAAAACUUUACAGUGACACUGGGCAGGUUAAAGCUUUUAAUGUCAGAUCAAUUCUGAUCUCAUCUCAGAUUUGCGUCCACACUUGCACACAAUGCAUGCUUUCACAGAGACAUUUAUCAUUUUACAUCAUAACGUCUAACCAUCACCGAACCUUAUUCUACUUACCUUUAUGAUCUGUCCGUUGACAAAUAGUGCAAACACGCCGUCUUACACCAACAACAUAGCCAACAUUACUUGAUUAUUAACUGGCAUUAUUGUAAUUAUUGUGGUUACUUGUUCCAGUGCUAUAAGUUUGUCCUGACAGUUGCACACUAGAGGUCACUGUUGUGCUUUCCUGAAAAUUGUAGAAAAAACCCACUCACGGAAUUCUGCUGUUUACGUCAUAUCCGCUUCCCUAACGCCUUAGAGGAAUAAACAUGACCUCCGUUGAUUUCCAGUCCAAAUAACCUCUUAUAACUAAAUUUUAAACAAAAUUGAAGUUUAAGACCAUCGUUGUCCGUGGAAGACCAUUAUGGCGUCUUUGUUUUCGUGGUGUUUUGGCUGUUGCGGUGACGGCGACAGUGGCCACGUAACACUAAAGGAAAUGCCCACGGUUCACCUGGACACUCAUUGCAUGGGUACUGAUGUUGUGAUUGUAAAGAGUGGUAAACGCAUAUGUGGAACUGGUGGCUGCAUUGCAAAUGCACCUCUCCAUCAAAACAAGAGCUACUUUGAGUUCAAGAUCCAGUCCACAGGUGUCUGGGGCGUUGGAGUGGCUACUCAGAAAGCAAACCUGAACCAGGUCCCCAUGGGGAGAGACGCACACAGCAUUGUGCUUAGGCAAGAUGGCACUGUGUACUACAACAAUGAGGAAAAGAACCGAUUACCUGCCAACAGCUUACCACAGGAAGGAGACAUUGUGGGUGUUACCUAUGACCACGUGGAGAUGAAUUUGUACCUAAAUGGGAAGAAUAUGAACUGUCCAGCAUCUGGCAUUAGAGGAACUGUUUAUCCUGUUGUUUGUGUGGAUGAUAGUGCGAUAUUGGAUUGUCAGUUCAGUGACUUCUACCAUACACCUCCACAAGGCUUUCAGAAGAUUCUUUUCGAGCAACAGAUUUUCUAAAGUUCAUGCUGUGCUGUAUAUACACUCAAGAUAUGGCCGGGACUUGAAGUGCUAUGUUUUUCACUGACAUCUAACGGUUCUUUAGUUCAGAAUACUGAAAAGGGCAGCACGUUGAAGUAGGAUUGUUAUACAACUGAUGCUGACCACUGCUCGGUUAAUAAAUAUGUCAUCUUUUGUUUUCUUGGAGAACUCAAUGCGUGAUAUCGGCAGUGCACUUCAAUUUUAAAAUGUCUGUUCAGAACAUACAUAUUCAUCAGCUAUUUGCACUACAUCUUACACUGUACAUUUACUGAUGUAUUUGCAUCCUGUUGUUGUGGGCAUAUAGGUUUGUGGCUGGUUUGAAUUUAAACAAGAAUGUGUUAUAUCAGAGUAAUGAAUAACAGCUGACAAUCAGGGCUGUAUACUUAAUGCAUUUCAAAUGAACAAAGUGAAUUGUCAAAGCUCUUCAUUUUAUUAGUCUGUCUGAUGAUGUUGAUACGCUCAGUGUAACAAAGUUUAACUGCCAUGCUGACCACCAUCAUAUUCAUCAUAGUGAGUGUCUAAUGUAAACUCUACACAACAUCUACAUUUGUGUUUUUUUAAUGUAUUCACUUUUGAUAUACGUUUUAUUUUAGGUCGUGACAACAGUGUGCACAGAACUUAGUGUGACUUAACAUAUUUAAUGAAUAUGAGACCAACGGCAGGAUAAGAACUGUAAAUGUUAUUUAAUAUUUUUAAAUGAGCGAAAAGAUAUGAUUUUAAAUUGUAUGUUACGAAGAAUUAUGAUUGUUGAAUUGAAUUACAAAGUAGUUUUUAAUACAUAAACCAAAACUAGAACGAAACGGUUCUAAUAGCAUUCAUUGAUAUUUUGUGAGUCCCAAUCUGACAGGUAUUUUGUGUUUUUUCUUUAGGUAAUAAAUAUUUUGCUUUUUCGUGUGUAUAAAUGUGUCCGUGUUUUAU